GACAUUGCUGCAAUGUCUUACGUUGGUCCUCUUGAUCCUCCUCAUCGUCUUCGUCGUCGUCGUCGUCGUCGUCGUCGUAUAGUGAUCGUAACGGUGGCAAAACCGCUGUCGAAAAAUUCAAAAAUAGCUGCGGCGUGUUAGUCAGUGUGACGAUGUCGACGGGGAACGACGGUUCGACGGUAAGAUUCGGUCGGUGGUGUUGGUGCUGGCGAAGAAGAAGGCGGAAUAGCAUCGGUUCGAGCUCCUCCCUAUUUUUUCCCUCUUUUAUAUCCUUAAAAACGAUGUUAACCACUUUGACCGUCUUCCUUGCAAUAACGGCCUCGAUUGGUCGCGUCGACGCCGCCUCAAGGACGAAACAAGACGAUUCUUCUUCAGGGUCUCGGGGUGGUGGUAGGACCUUUGGUGUUAGCAAGGACGGGGAAUCUGUGAUCGAAGAAGUCACUGCCAAACAACUCGAAAGAAUCCUUAACGAAAAGGAUUUUGUUGCUGUGUUUUGGUAUGCGAGAAGCUGUACGACAUGUGACAAAGUAUUAGCCGAAUUGGAAAAAAUAGAUGAUGACACGGAUCACUUUGGAGUUGAUUUUGUCAAGAUCAACGAUAAAAGAGUUGCGAAACAGUAUGGAAUUAAAAAUUUCCCUGCCCUCACGUAUUUCCGUGAAAAAGAACCAAUUAUAUACGAUGGAGACUUGAUGGACGAAGAAAACGUUUUAGACUUUCUUACUAGUUUAGAAGCAAUGGAUUUACCUGAUCGGAUAGAAGAAGUCAAUGCCAAAAUUCUGGAUAAAAUCGUCGAAGAUACCGAAUUCGUAGCGGUUCUUUUCUGUCCGGAUACGCAGCGAUGUGCUGGCACCGGUUCUAACAAGCCAGACUGCAAAAAAUGCUUGAGAGCACUUCAAGAAUUGGAGAAUAUUGAUGACGAAGCUGAUCAAUUGGGUAUUGGUUUUGUCAAAAUUGCUGAUGAACAACUUGCCGAAGAAUAUAAUCUCGGACCUUUACCGGCUCUCGUUUAUUAUAGGCACCAAAUACCUAUUAUCUACGAACACGAAUUGAGCAGAGAGGAAGACGUAUUGGAAUGGCUAGUAGCAAAUAAAAGUACUGGCGAUGAAGAAGAUGUAAUCGAAGAUGUAACGGCUAAAACAUUGAACACUUUGAUUGGAAACAUCGAUAACUUGGUCGUUUUAUUUUACGAUCACGGUGACGAAGAUUCGAUGCAAGUAUUGAACGAGCUUGAAAAGAUUGAUGACGAUUUGGACAAACAUGGGAUUCAAUUCGUUAAGAUUGACGAUGAAAAAGCAGCGAAGGAAUUUGGUAUUGAUUCUAUACCAGCUAUUGUUUAUUUUGAAAAGCAAAUUCCAAAUGUUUAUGACGGUGACGUUGAAAACGAGGAUGAGAUUUUAGAAUGGCUGUUAUCUCAAUUAGAAAAAGAUGAGAUAGAAGAUGUUACCGAUGAGAUGUUGGAUCGUUUGAUAAAGGAUGGCAAAACUUUGGCUGUUCUUUUCUAUGAUAACAACGAUAGAAAAUCACAAAGGAUUUUAAACGAAUUGGAGAACAUUGACGACGAAUGCGAUCAAUUGGGAAUUACUUUUGUGAAAAUCGAUAACGCUGAAGAAGCAAAGGAAUAUGGUAUAGAAAAGAUACCAAGUAUGCUCUAUUUUGAAAAAGGAAUACCAACGAUGUACGAGGGUAAUUUGGAGGAUGAGGAGAAGGUAUUGAAAUGGUUGGAACAACAGCAAAAGAGUGAACAAAUAGAGGACAUCACCGACGAGAUGUUAGACAUAGUUAUUGAAAAAAUGCCCCACGUAGCCGUACUUUUUUAUGACAAAGAUCAAAAAAAAAGUAAAAACGUACUUGGCGAAUUAGAAAACAUUGACGAUGAUUGUGAUCAACAUAACAUAGCCUUUGUUAAGAUUCAUGAUUUAGAUGAAGCCAAGGAAUAUGGUAUUGAAAACCUUCCAACUUUAGUUUUCUUCGAAAAAAGAAUACCUCACGUUUACGAAGGUGAUUUAAUGAACGAAGAUCAGUUAUUGGGUUGGCUCUUACAUCAGAAAAAACAUACUGAGAUUCCUGAAGUAACGGAUGAGAUGAUGGAAAAGCUCAUUGAAACUUCACCAUAUCUUGCUGUUCUUUUUUACGACAAAGACGACAAGCAGGAUAUACGUAUUUUAAACGAAUUAGAAAAUAUCGACGAUGAACUCGAAAAGGAAGGCAUUGUUAUCAUUAGAAUGGAUAAUGAUGCAGAAGCGAAAGAAUAUGGUAUCGAUCAUCUUCCUACUUUAGUUUAUUUCGAAGAUAAGAUACCAGCUAUUUACGAAGGUGAUCUUCUCAACGAAGAUGAAGUUUUGGAAUGGUUAAUCGAACAAAAAAACACUGCCACGAUCGAAGAGGUCACGGAUGAAAUUCUGACCGAUCUCAUAAGCGAACACGAAUAUGUUGUGGUAUAUUUUAGUGGAAACUGCGACGAAGGUGAUAGCUGCGAUAACGUUCUUUUAGAAUUAGAAAAUAUCGAUGACGAGCUCGACGAAGCUGGUAUCAUUUUCGUAACAACGGAAGAUUUGCCACUUGCCAAGAAAUAUGGUAUUAAAAGUUUUCCUACACUGGCUUUCUUCCGAAACAAAGAACCUUUGAUAUAUCCUGGUGAUCUUGGAGACGAAGACGAAGUUCUUUCUUGGAUCACUGACGAAAAUACACUGGAGAUACCAGGAAAGAUCGAAGAGGUUAAUUCCAAGCUGUUGGAAAAUAUUUUAGAUGAAAACGAUUAUGUUGUUGUUUUCUUUUAUAAGGAAGGUGACAAAAAGAGCCAAAAAAUUCUGCAAGAGUUAGAAAACAUUGACGACGAAUGCGAAGAAAAAAAUAUUGAUUUUGUUAAAAUAUCUGACGAAGGGAUUGAAAAGGAAUACGAUUUACCUGGGCUACCAGCUCUUGCAUUUUACAGGCACAAAUUUCGUCAAUUUUAUACAGGAGAUAUGAUGCACGAGGAAGCUAUUUUAGAUUGGGUUUUAGAUCUUCGUAGUUCCACGCCUGAUGUUAUCGAAAGCGCUGAUAGAAAAACAUUGCAAACUCUUAUUAACGACGUAGAACAUCUUGCUGUAUUUUUCUACGAUGACGAUUGCGAUACCUGCGCAGAAAUAUUGGAAGAAUUAGAAACGAUUGACGAUGAUACAGAUAAACACGGAAUUCAAUUCGUCAAAUCGAACGAUGCUAAAUUAGCAGCCGAAAUUGGUGUCUUCUCCUUUCCAGCUUUGAUUUACUACGAAACUGGUGUUCCAAUCAUGUACGACGGUAAUCUUCUCGACGAAACUGAAGUUCUCGAUUGGAUGGUGAAACAGAAAACCGACGAGAGCAUAGAGGAGAUUGAUCGAGAAACUCUAAUGAAGUAUAUUGAUACGAAGGAAUUUCUCGCAGUUAUAUUUUACAAAGAAGAAGAUCCGGAAAGUCCUCGAGUACUCAGACACAUUGAGUUGAUUGAUGACGAAGCUGCAGAAUAUGGAAUUAAAAUAGUUCGCAUGAAGGAUCGUUUAAUGGCCAAAAAAUAUGGUUAUAGAAACCCGCCUGGUAUAACUUAUUUCCGAAAAGGUAAAAGUACUAAUUAUGAUGGUGAUAUCGAUGACGAAGAAGAGAUUCUUGAUUGGUUGACUGAUCCUGAUAACAUGGAAUUAACGGAUCAUAUCGAACGAAUAAACAAGAAGAUGUUUUAUAAAAUACGUCAAAGUACAGAUUACUUGGCUGUAUUUUUUUACAGCAACGAUUGUAAACAAUGUAGUAGAGUUCUGGCAGAAAUCGAGCACAUCGACGACGAAGCUGAUAAUGCAGGAAUCAAAUUUGUAAAGAUUGACGACAAGGAACUCGCUAAACAUUACGGAGUAUUUGCGUUACCAGGGAUCCUUUUCUUUAAAAUGACAUCAAAAGAACCGGUGAUAUUUGCUGGAGAUCUAUAUGACGAAGAACAGAUUUUGCAAUGGUUAAUGACGCAAAAGGAUCCAUCAGGAGAGGCAAUCGAAGCUUUGGAUGGAGAAGAACUUCUCAAUUUAAUUCGAGAAUCCGAGUCUUUGGCAGUAUAUUUCUGGAACAGAACGCUUUGCGACAUGUGUCAAGCAAAAAUGCAUCGUAAGCAGACACGGCACAGGGAGCACAGGAUCAACGAACAUGAGACAACCGAGGAUGUUGACGACAUCGACAAUUGUGAACAAUGUAUGGGAAUCCUAGAAGAAUUAGAAAAUAUAGACGACGAUUGUGACAGACAUGGUAUUACUUUUAUAAAGACACAGGAUCACAAAGUAGCUGAGGAUUACGGUGUUACAGAUUUUCCAGUCCUCGUUUAUUUUGAAAAUCAAAUACCCAAUGUAUUCGAAGGUGACUUGUCCGUAGAAGAGGAAGUAUUGCAAUGGCUGAUCACACAAAAGACUGAAGAUCGUGUUGAACUGAUAACUCGAGUAAUGUUGGAAGCCUUUGUUGAAGAAACACAGUAUCUUGCUGUUUAUUUCUACAAACAAAACUGUCAUAUAUGCGACGAAAUAUUAGAAGGUUUAGAAAGGGUCGACGAUGAAUGUGACGUCUUUGGUAUACACUUGGUGAAAAUUCAAGAUCCACAGUUAGCGAAAAGAUAUUCCAUUAAAACUUUUCCUGCUCUUGUCUAUUUCCGUAAUGGCAAUCCUCUUUUGUUCGAAGGUGAUCUUCAAAAUGAAGAGUCAGUCCUGGAAUGGUUAAUUGAUGAUGAUAAUCGAGAAUUGGCCGAUGAGAUUGAAUCAGUUAACGAAAGGAUGUUGGAGAGACUUUUGGAUGAAUCGCCAUUUUUAGCUGUCUUUUUUUAUGACGAAGAUUGUGCAGAAUGUGACGAAAUAAUGGAAUCAUUGGAGAAGAUCGAUGGCGAAGCUGAUCUUUUUGGGAUAGAUUUUGUGAAAAUAUCGAGUACCGAAACUGCGGAAAAAUAUAACAUUUUAAAUGUACCUUCUUUGGUAUAUUUUCGUAAAAGAACACCUCUUAUUUACGACGGCGAUCUUACCCAAGAAGACAAAAUUUUACAAUGGCUUACUUCUCAAGACGUUUUUGAGAUUAAAAAUGAAAUCGAAGAAGUAAACAAAAAGAUGCUCGACAAAUUGUUAGAUGAAAAUGAAUUUUUGGCUGUAUUCUUUUAUGAAUAUAACAAUACAGAAAGCGAAGAAGUUCAUGAAAAAUUAGAAACGAUAGACGGAGAAACGGACAAUUUAGAUAUAACAUUUGUUAAAAUGGCAGAUCCAAGGUACGCUCGAAAAUGGGGUGUUACUAAACUUCCGGCUAUCGUUUACUUCCGUAAACGUUUUCCCAGCAUUUACCGAGGUGACCUUCACAAAGAAGACGAAGUUCUAGAAUGGCUUCGUAAAAACAGAUAUCGUCAACCAGAAUUGAACAUCUACAUGUAUAUCCUGAUAGCCACUACACUGGUCUUUGGAAUGUAUACUGGUUUCCUCCUUGUAUGUUUUCGAUCAGAACCAUCUACUCCAACGCCUCAUCCAAAGCAAGCUUGAAAAAUGUAUCUUAUUGAUACCUGAAAAGAACUUGGAAAAAAAAGAAAACAAAACAAAAUGAUUAAGUUGAUGAGUAAAACGAAUAAAUAAGAAGCGAUCAUUUAGAAAGCGUUUAGGGGAGAAAGAGAGAAAGAAAAUAAA
Molecule: messenger RNA, 5642 nt
Organism: Polistes dominula (European paper wasp)
Lineage: Eukaryota; Metazoa; Arthropoda; Insecta; Hymenoptera; Vespidae
Gene: hlk
Product: hulk
Source: RefSeq, a predicted model, not a curated record